This is a messenger RNA of Saccharomycodes ludwigii, 4683 nucleotides long. It is a transcript of the gene ESP1, whose product is annotated as separase. The record is from RefSeq and is a predicted model, not a curated record. Gene Ontology annotation, molecular function: cysteine-type endopeptidase activity. Lineage: Eukaryota; Fungi; Ascomycota; Saccharomycetes; Saccharomycodales; Saccharomycodaceae. Gene Ontology annotation, cellular component: mitotic spindle pole body; nucleus; mitotic spindle. Gene Ontology annotation, biological process: meiotic chromosome separation; proteolysis. Bases 1 to 4683 code for a protein of 1560 amino acids. The transcript has a single exon.
AUGAAUUUUCAAAAGAGGAAUCUUGAAGAUAUUUUAAAAGAUAAAGAGGAAGACUAUGACCAAAAUGCAAAUAAUAUUAACCCCAUAAAUUCAAUAAACUCUAUUGUUGACGUAGAUUUACAUAUUUCCAAACAGAGAAAAAUAGACUUAAAAAAUAACGUUAACAACCUUACCUUUGUGCUCCCCCCACCAUCAUUCAAAGAUUUACUAAAAAAAUUAGAGCAGUUAACAAAUGAUGGUAGUGGGGAACAACUUAUAUCACAACAUUACCAUACAACAGAAGCACGAGCCAUUUUUAAUGAUUUUUUUCAACUUUGCAUUAGCAAAAAUUUACUUUCAGGAAUGCUAGAAGGUAUAAGAUUGUAUUUGAAGUAUUUAUUGAUAUUAUUAAAGCAUUACAAUGUCUACCAAUCUAUAAUAGAAGACGAGAUACUUUAUUUGUACAACAUUUCAUCAAUGAAUGAUUUAUCAUCAAUAGAACAAAUCUUAUUAGCCGAUUUUAAUCAAUAUAAUAAAAGCUUUUUAGGAUCGAUUAAAAUUUUGGCAUUGCAAUGUAUUUUAAAAAGAGAAACUGCAGAAGCCAAUAUGAAGGAGGAAAGCGAAUUGAUAGUUCAAUUAUUUGCUAACGAUGAUAGAUUUUUCAUCAGACUAAACCUGAAGUUAAAGCCAGGGCCCCUUUUGAAAACUAUAUUUCAUUUAAUUAUUAAGUAUAAAGACAUCAGAGUACCUUUAAGCUUGAAAAUUUUGCAAUACAUCGAACAGUUUCAGUUAAAGUUUGAAGAUUACACAAAAUCAACCACUAAAACGCAAUUUGCACAAAAUAUAAAAUUUACAAAUUAUCCAGACUGGGUGAAACUUUAUAUUCCAGGGUAUUAUCAAAGUUAUUGUAAAUAUUUCCCCAAGGGGCCCAGUUUGUCCUUACACGAAAUUUACUCGAAAAGAAGAUCCCUCAUCCAAACAGCCAAUCCGGAUCUAAGGACCGUACAAGAAGACGAUUGGCAUUAUAAGAUCAAAGAGACAUUGAAUAAACCAUUACAGGAUAAUUUGGAAAUGAUUUACAAAUAUGUAGAGAGAAUUAGUUUCUGUGGGUAUUACGAUAAAUCCACACACUUGAAAGAUUUUGAUAGGAUAGUUUUGAAUAUAAAUACUAAUGCUUCAAAAAUAAAUAAAAACGAUUUUAACAUGGUUUGUAAAAUAAUAAAACGCAUGGAACAAUUUUUUUUAAACCACAAUGAUUUAAAACGAGUCGGAAAUAUAAUUAAUUUAAGUUUUAAUCUUUACAUUAUCCUCACAUUCAACGAUUUUUUAAAAGAAGCUGUUGUUAUGAAUCUGAACGUUUUCAGUUUAGUGAGCAAAAAGGAAAAUUACGAAAUAUGGUCCAAAUUUCACAAAUUUAUUUCGUGUGCAUACACAGGUGGCUUAAAACUAUGGAUAUUUGAAAAAAUAUUCAAUGUGUUUGCGCUUUUUUUUGAUGAAAGUCUAGAUUGUAAUUGCAAAUUUGUCAUUGAGUAUUGUGUCCCAUUAUUUAAAUUAAUAGCAAAUACCACAAAUUAUAGCUAUGUUGAGUUUAGAAAAGCAUCUGAAUUAAUGCUAUGUUUGCUAUAUUCUCAAAUUGGAAAAGUUCAUAAUGUGCCCUUUGCCAAUUGGUCGUUAUUGACCCAAAUGUUGUAUCAAUCCCUGGAUUCAAAAACGGAAAUUUCAUAUUUGCAGAUAGAUGUGCCCAUCGAUAAAUAUGAUACCUUAUAUAGAGAGGAAGUUUUGAUUAAAUGCAUAUACCUCAUAUAUUUAGAGAUGAAAAAACGAAGCUGUUUAAAUUUAAAGAAAAUUUAUAAUAUUUACACUAAGAAAUGGCUAUCAACCAAAGUAAAUGAGAACAGAUGUGUGAAUAUUAUUGAAAAUAAAUUUUUGAAAACAUUAUUAAUAUAUCUAGAAUUUAACAAAUUUAACCAUACAAUCAAGAAAUUCUGUGAAGUUUAUAAAAAAUAUUACCCAUCUAAUAUACAAUUAUUAUUAACGGAGUACCUACUAAGGAGUUGUAACCAAUUAAACUCCAUAACCUUUGAUGUAACUUUAACCAAACCAGCCAUUCAUUUUAACUUUACCGAGAAAAUGUCAUAUUACAAUACACUACUUUCCAAAUACGUCUAUGAUGAGGACUUGUCCCAAUUUUUGCUUGCUUUUUCCAGCAAACUGCCUGUGGAAACCCCUGAACUUUUUGAUAUAUCCAAUAAGAACAGAUUAUGCGCAGGCGAUUAUAUUCAAGUAAUCAUGUUCAAUAUACAUUUGUAUUUAGCAAAUAGCUACCUGCAGUCAAAAAAAAAUAAUUAUAUCUUGGCCUUGACAAACUCCAAGAAGGUUUUGGUUUUAUGCAAUUCAUUAGUUAAAAAAAUGAGCAAAUUGAAUCAAGAGCUAAGGUUACAACUAACUACUGCAUUAUUAUAUGCAUUUCGAACAGCUAUAACUGUGUCUGUCCAUUUAGGGUUAGUAAAAGAAUGCGAGUUUUAUGUUAAGCAGUUUUAUGAAAUGAUGUGGGUUAUGUCUGAUCCAAUUGUUACAUUUGAGCUAUGUCAUUAUAGUAUACUUUUUUACAAAUUGCUUGGUGAGCAGGCCAAGCACGACUUUUUCUUAUCUCAUUUGCUUAAAAUAUCUACCAGUAUUGAUAUGGAGGAGAACGUAGAUGCAAAAUGUAAAUUUUUGUAUGAUACUAAUAUGCUCGGUGAUUUGCAACAAUAUUGUCUUGAAACAGAUCCAAUAAAACCAUGUGGCAUCUUUAAAGACUGGCUAUUAGAUUUAGGAAGCACACGUGUUAAUAAAUUUUUCCAACAUGAUGCACGGUAUAUAUUUAAUGAUUUAGUGAAAGAUAUUACUGACUUCAUUGAGUUGGCAAGGGAGAAGUUACCUUAUUUAAAAAGAAUAGAGGGUGCUGUUUGGUUUGGUCAAAUCGAAAAGUAUCAAACGACAAGGAGUUUCAAUGUGAACAGCCAUGCUAACCAGGAUGAUGAGGGGAAAAUAUUGAAAAAAAUUCUUGAUAUACAAGCUAAAAUAUCUUCAACGCAUAAUUUUGAUAAAAUGAGUUUUGUAUUACAAAAAAAAACUGUGGAUUAUGUGAAUUGGAUUAUUUCUUUUAUAGAGAGAUGGUAUAAACCACUUAAUUUUACAAGUAUAAUUACUUUAGAAGGACUAAAAAACAAGACAAUGAGACAUGAAAAGGAGCUUGUACUUAAUGAUAGCGACCUAGAUUUUGAUCCAAAAAAUAUGAACAAGUAUGCGAGAUUGUCGGAAAAUUUUCCAAAUGAUUUUUGUGGCGUCAAUGUUUUCCCAAGCGAAUAUAAUGUAAUCACCCUAGAUGUAUGUGGAUUUACAGGUGAUCUAGUCAUGGAACAAUUUAAACACGGUGUCAAACGGAAUAUAAGAUUGCCAACAUCCAGAUUGAGCCAGUUCUCUUCUUCACCAACCUUUACCUUCAAUAAUGCUUUAAAGGAGUUAAAAAACAUUAUUGAUCUGAGUAACGAAACAACUUCAAGCGGUGUAACGAGUAAUGUAGUUACUAAAGAAGACAGACGCGCUUGGUGGAAAAAAAGGUUUUCUCUCGAUACGAAACUACACAAUUUGUUGAAGGAAAUAGAAAUACAAUGUUUUGGUGGGUUUGUUGGGAUAUUUAACAAUAAUGUGAAAGAUAGAGAGUCCAAAGAGUUUGCUCAAUACAGAAAGAAGUUUCAUACAUUGUUAAGGAAGGCAACCCCGGGUUAUGAAAAACGAUAUGUUCCCGAUGAUAUUUUGGAAUUAUUCUUACUACUAGACCUUAACGUUGAGCACAUCGAUUUGUUACUCCAGGAUUUAAUUCAGUUUAUUCAUAAUAGGGCCUUUCAUAAAAGGGAGAAAAAAUAUAAUAAAAUGAGCCCAGAGGACUUUUUAAACAAUGUUAAACAGAUUGUCAGUCAAUUUUCCGGACAGGUACCCUCAUUGCUAACAAGCCCUAAACAUAUCAUUUUAGUAGUCAAAGAUUUAUGCCAUGCGGUUCCAUGGGAAUCUUGUAAUUUUUUAAGGGAUAAAUCGGUUAGUCGAAUAUCUUCUCUAUGCAUGUUAAAACAUUUGCUCGAUAAAUUUGGCGUGGAUCCCGUUUUAGACACAAAUUUAGAUUCGCUUUCGGUUGUUCUUAAUCCCAAUGGGGAUUUGCCGAGGACUGAAAAUAAUUUUAAGGAUUAUUUUUCUGAUGUCAACUAUAUUAUGGUUAGUGUCAAACCAUCUCCAUCUGAUUUCCAAAAAUUGCUGAUGUUUUCAUCUUUGUUUAUAUAUAUCGGACACAGUGGUGGAGAGCAAUAUAUUAAGUUAAAGGAUAUAAAAAAGCUGGAUAUAAUAUCUUCUUCCUUUUUGUUGGGUUGUUCCUCUGCAUAUAUGGUUCCAUAUAAAGAAUUUAGUAACACUGGUACUGUCAUGGCAUAUAUACUAGGAGGCUCUCCAAUGAUCGUGGGAAAUUUAUGGGACGUGACAGAUAAAGAUAUAGAUAGGUAUAGUCUAGAAAUGUUUUCCAAAAUUGGACUUUUGCAAGAAAAUCUUGGAGGCAAAUUGACUGUCGCUCAAGCUAUAGCAGACUCAAGAGCAGUAUGCAAGCUAAGAUAUUUAAAUGGUGCUGCGCCUAUAAUUUAUGGACUACCGUUUAAAGUGAAUUUUAGAAAAAAUUGA